AUGGCUCCAGAAUUUAAGCCGUUGAAGAACGAUUUGAUACUGAGGGCCGCUCGCGGCGAAAAAGUCGAGAAGGCCCCGGCAUGGGUGAUGAGGCAAGCUGGGCGGUAUCUGCCCGAGUAUCAUGAAGCAAAGGGCACCCACGACUUCUUCGAGUGCUGCCGGGAUGCCGAGAUUGCAUCAACCAUCACGCUCCAGCCGAUUGAUCGGUACGCGGGAAUCAUCGACGCGGCCAUCAUCUUCAGUGACAUUCUCGUCAUUCCCCAGGCGAUGGGGAUGGAAGUGGUGAUGGUCGACAAGAAAGGGCCGCAUUUCCCCAAUCCGCUCUCCAGUCCCCAGGACCCGCAGUAUGCCGAGGUUCUCCAGCGCGAUGUCGAUGUCAAGGAGAGCUUGGAUUAUGUGUACAGAGCGAUCACGCUGACCAGGCAGAAGCUGGAAGGCAGGGUGCCGCUGAUUGGUUUCUGUGGUGCUCCUUGGACGUUGCUUUGCUACAUGGUUGAGGGUGGCGGGAGCAAGAUGUUCAAGGAGAUCAAAACAUGGAUAUACAAGUAUCCGAAAGAGUCAAAAGCGUUGCUCCAGAAGAUUACGGACUGCUGCAUUGAAUAUUUGGCUUUACAGGUCCAGGCCGGUGCACAGAUGCUACAAGUCUUCGAUUCAUGGGCUGGCGAACUGUCUCCUUCUUCAUUCAAGGAGUUCUCAUUACCAUAUCUACGAGAAAUCGCCACCGGCACGCAAGCACGAUUAACGGAACUUGGACUUGAGAAGGUUCCCAUGGUCGUCUUUGCGAAAGGAGCAUGGUAUGCAUUAGAAGACCUGUGCAAUUCCGACUACGACGUUGUCAGCCUCGACUGGCUCCAUGAUCCAGCGGAAGCGUACAAGAUUGCACGCAGCAAAGGCAAGACGCUACAAGGAAACAUGGAUCCUGGUGCUCUUUACGGCGGAAAACCAUCGAUUGCCAAAGAGCUGGACCAUAUCGUGAGAGGAUUUGGUGGUGGGAAACAAGGAUGGAUUGCGAAUCUCGGACAUGGUAAUUGGUCUAUUCUCUAUUGUCUAGGCUUCGUUGCUAAUGAUAUAGGUGUCACUCCGUUUGUGGAUCCCGAAAAUUUGAGGUUCUUCUUCGAGGAGGUUAAGCGGCUGUCUUCGUCGUAG
Molecule: messenger RNA, 1146 nt
Organism: Eremomyces bilateralis CBS 781.70
Lineage: Eukaryota; Fungi; Ascomycota; Dothideomycetes; Eremomycetales; Eremomycetaceae
Product: uroporphyrinogen decarboxylase
Exons: 4
Coding region: 1-1146 (381 amino acids)
Biological process (GO): heme biosynthetic process
Cellular component (GO): cytosol
Molecular function (GO): uroporphyrinogen decarboxylase activity
Source: RefSeq, a predicted model, not a curated record